Molecule: messenger RNA, 441 nt
Organism: Acaulospora colombiana
Lineage: Eukaryota; Fungi; Glomeromycota; Glomeromycetes; Diversisporales; Acaulosporaceae
Source: the annotation of a GenBank genome assembly
AUGGAUUUUUACCAAGAAAAUGCAAUCGAGAAUUGGACGUGCGUGGCUUUAUUGAAAUAUUAUCGUUUGAAGAAGAAGCAGAAGGAUAGAAAGAGGACAUUUGACUCCAUUAAAAAAGACCUCUUAUUGGUGGAAGAUUCUAUUUCUUUCAGUCCGGAAAAAAGGAGAAAAGCUCGAGAAAUCCUUGACAACUGGAAGAAAUGGACCGCGCCGAUGAAGAAUAUUCAACAAGCAUGUGCCAGUAUCCGAAGUCUGCGGGUGAAGCGGUUAAACCAGCUUGCAACUUCGGCUGGAUUUAUAUACAAUGAUAAUCGUAAAGCUCCAAGAAAACGUUUUGGAGAUGUAGAAGAUGAAGGGGCUAAUACAAAAAAUCGGAAUGUGAAAAACGUUAAUUAUCCCGAUGAAGUGGAUGAAUCAAUUGUAAGUAUCUUUAUUAUGUAA